Chinchilla lanigera (long-tailed chinchilla) is the source of this 2506-nucleotide messenger RNA. RefSeq names its product histone H2B.v1-like. Gene Ontology annotation, molecular function: structural constituent of chromatin; protein heterodimerization activity; DNA binding. Gene Ontology annotation, cellular component: nucleosome. The record is from RefSeq and is a predicted model, not a curated record. NCBI's taxonomy places the organism in Eukaryota, Metazoa, Chordata, Mammalia, Rodentia, Chinchillidae. The transcript has 4 exons. The coding region runs from base 1 to 552 and encodes 183 amino acids.
AUGGCCACAGUAACAUGCAAAAUUCUCUUUCAAAGAAAGUACGAAAAAUUACUUAUUGUACCUAUUGUGAGCCCUUUUAAUGACUACGUGGGUGGCUCUAAAAAGAGCCUUUGUUUUCCGGGAAUUCAUAUCAUUGUAGAGCAACUCAGCUCUUCACUUGCCCUUGGCCUUGUGGUGGCUCUCAGUCUUCUUGGGCAGCAGCACGGCCUGGAUGUUGGGCAGCACGCCGCCCUGCGCGAUCGUCACCUUGCCCAGCAGCUUGUUGAGCUCCUCGUCGUUGCGGAUGGCCAGCUGCAGGCUAUGGGCAUCAUGAACUCGUUCGUGAACGACAUCUUCGAGCGCAUCGCGGGCGAGGCGUCGCGCCUGGCGCACUACAACAAGCGCUCGACCAUCACGUCUCGGGAGAUCCAGACGGCCGUGCGGCUGCUGCUGCCCGGGGAGCUGGCCAAGCACGCCGUGUCCGAGGGCACCAAGGCCGUCACCAAGUACACCAGCUCCAAUUGGAUAUCGUUUGGCCAGAAAUGUAAGGAGAUGGAAGGGAGGCUACGGUAAGAUGGGAGCUCUAGGCUUGUAAGUAUCAUCCAUUAAUGGUCUCUCCUUCUGGUAUCAGCGAUUUGUUCAAGUUCUUUGGUUUUCUUCCCAUAUCUUAGAAUCAUCCUCAUUACCCCCUCUUCAGUAUUCUGUGCCCCAACUGGCUCAGGGUGCCUUCUGUCUUCUAGACCCUAACAUUCUGACUUUUCUCUGUGUUUCCUGGCUUAUAUGUGGUUCUUACUGCUGUCUGCUACCUCGAAAUACUGCAAGUCAGUUUUUAAUUUGUGGUCUGCCAGUAAGUGUGUCAUGUUUAUUAAAUUAUCGUUUAAAAAAUGAUCUCUAGGAAUUUCUGUUUUCCUGAGUAGAUAUUGACUGAUAGAACUAAUUGCCCUUGGUUUGUAGGUAAUGAUGAUACUUUACAUAUUGAUAACAUUUGAUUUUUUUUUAUUCACACUAAGGACUUUGAUAUUUUUCCUUGGUCUCAAAGAACUAAGUCUCUAAAGCAUUUGUCACUGUCAGUUUUGCCAGUAGGUAAAGCAAUUACUUGAAGAAUCUUGAGAAGUGAGGUGUUUAGUAGGAAACAGGCCCCUGUGGCAGUGUUUUACCCAAGUAGGUGAUUUUGGUUGACUCAAGAUAUUUAAAGAUGGGCUUGGGAAUUUUGCUCAGUGGUAGAGUGCUUGACUAGAAUGUUUUAGACCCUGAGUUCAAUCUCUUAUCCCUUAAAAUACUACUACUAUGACUGCUACCACCUCUACUACUAUGACUACUAGACUAUGGCAACCAGGAAUACUGUAUGCCUUGUUCUGGAACUACAUGCCAGGCGGCCAGUUAUUUAGGUAGGAUGGAAGAAAUAAAGACAGGUAGAAAAGAAAGAAGGAAAAUCAUAAUUAAAAAGUGUACUUUUUAAAAGUUUACAACUCCUGGGACCCAUCAAAGUAAUCAAAGAAUGUCUAUGUGGGUCAGUUUAGGCUCCUCUCUUUCAAAAUGCAUCACACUGAAAGUUCCUCAAGGAUAAUGCAAGUUUUUAAAUUUGUUUACCUGAGCAAGUAAAGAGCAGGAACCUGAUCCAAACAUAAAGGAACAGGUUGAAACAUUUCAAACAUUACUUAAAUUAUCCACCUUAAAAGUAAAAAAAACAAACAAAAUGAACUGGACUCGUAUCUGUAAGUUGGCCAGUAAGCUUUGGAGUUUUCUUUACCUUGGGUUUUCCUCCCGUCAAGAGAAGCAUAAAUGCUUCCAGUUCCUGGAAGUGACCUGCUUUAUUCUUCUGAACACCAGCACUAUACUCUUGAGUGUGAACUUUUAAAAUUCUGCCUAAUGAAUCCUUUCUAUGCCUCUUUCUGUUCAGUACUGACACUUCUUUUCCCACAAUAGGAGGCAGUGAAUCUGUAACCUAUUCUGUGGGGAGGGUGGGUUUAGGAUCCUUAUCUCUGCUUUGGGAAACUCCUGGGAUCUUUUCUAGUGACAAUAUCCAAAGGACUGAAUAGUGUGUAGCCUUAAAAUGUCCUUGUACUCUGUGGGAUCAAUUUAGGUAUGAGAUCUAACAAAUUAUUAUAUUUGUGUUAAAAUCAUCGUUUCUUUACAUGACUGUAAAGCAUAGUCUUUUGACAUUACCCCCUUUUGUCUCUCUGGCCUGCUAAUGAGUAACUAUUAGCCUAACAAAGACAUUUAUGGAGUACAUGAGACAAAUUUUCCCAACAAUCCUACAUUGUAACAUCAUGAAUGAAAGCUUUUUGAAGUGAUAUGCAUAUCACUCCUUAGUAAUAAUAGUGCUGUGAAUGCAUACAAGAAGUCAUAUUCCAGGAAAUCAGACUUUCUGCUCUGUAAGACAAAAAUGAACAUCUUAGAAUGUAGCAAAAAACACAGUGAAACAAAGCAAAACAAAAAGUAAAUUGCUGCUUUACAAUCAAGGCAUUUCCAAAUUUAUCUGAGGCUUUGAUUUUGGAAUUUUCAUGUAUCUAUGAUUAUAAUAUGU